GCGAAAUUUUAAACUAUGUGUAUUCCGAAAUUUUAUUUAAGUUUACCUUAAUUGAGCGAAUAGUUUGACAGAAGCAGCUGUCAGUCAUGGCAUCAAAUCAACAGAGCUUUGAAAUAAUGCUCAGUUAAGAAUACAUCGAUAAUAAAAUGUUGCUGCUUGGGAUCUGCUUAAUUUGCAGUGUUACCCCUUUUGUGCUGGAUGCAUUUCCUGUGGAAUCUCAGGCCAAUUCCAAGGAUUUGAGUGUCCUGACUGCUCACUUAGCCGAUCCCGCCGACUAUCCCGACCUCACAACUGGUCUUACCGAUGCUGAGGUUCAGGAGAGCCUUAAAGAUCUAACCCUAGAUGAUCUGAACUCCUUGAACAAACUACUAGAUGAGCGCCUUAGUCGAGAUGAAGAUGUCGACUCUGACGCAAGUCAAACAGGCCAUGGUAGACAAGCGGUGGCCAAUAUACGCAAGCAGGAUUUUCAGUACAUGGAUGUAGGUCUUGAAGAUGGCUGUCGGGACGACGAGGAUUCCGAUGAAAUCAAGCCUGCUUUGUGCACCAAGAAACCCACUUGCCUGACCACCAAGCGCUGCCCAAAGAAAAGCACUUGUGCGCCGAAAACCACUCGAAUGUGCUCAAAUAAAAACGCUUACGACAAUUGCAAGUCAAAAUCCGGUGGCUAUAUGGACGACGAUCUGAAUAAUGAAGCUACCAAAUCUCCGAAGCCAAAAAACAAGAAGUGCAAGAAACCAAAAGAUGACUCCGAAUGCGAGGCAGAUGACUUUUUGUGCCACGCCAACAGGCAAUCGAGAGGCAAGGAAAGUAGAAGCAAACUUAAGGAUGAGGAAUAUAUUCCAGUUAGGCGGGAGUUAGGUGGAAAUGCGCAACUGGGUGAGGAGCUCAUACCAGCAUUAAAUGAUCAAGGUGAACCAUUGAAUGAUGCACACAUGGAUCUAUCAAGCUCGGAGAUUGACAGUAACUUAGGUUUAGAAAACCAAGCGAGUUUGCAGCAAGGUCAGCUUUUCCUCUUAGGAAAAGAUAGCAAGAUAAGUUCAGAGCAGAAACAUCAAUCUAAUUUGAAAGACGAGUAUAGUCGUCAAAAUUUCAUGCAGGAUUACCCCGUAAGCUUAGGCAAAUUAAAAGAGCAAGAUCAGGCCAACUUAGAUCUGAAGUUUGAUCGUGAACAAUCUACAAACUUGGAACUUAGAAGCCAGCCCACUUUGGAUCAAGAACAUCAGUUUAAAUUAGCACAGCAAUAUCAGAGUAACUUAGAUUUGAGCAAUUUGGGUAAUUUCGAGCAGGAGCAUCAGGCUAAUUUCAAUUCAGAAUAUCAGUAUAACUAUGAGAAAGAUCAUCUGAACAGCUGGGAGAGAGAACAUCUGGCAAACUUUGAUGAUGGACAUCCAGCUAGUUUGCAUCAAGGUGAACAGAACUUUAAUCGGAAUCAGAAAGUAUCAUAUAUAGGGGGAGUCGACAGGCCUGAAAACGAACCGAUAGCGAAUGAAGCAGCUCCACUUGAUCCUUACGAUCUCCAUCAGCUCUCCAGGAUGGCACAUCGUAAAAGGGAACAAACAGAGAAGCAAUUUGAGGAGCACGUGCACAAUGAAGGUAACAAUAAACAGACGAAUAUCAAGGAUGAGCUGAUGCCGCUAAACGAUAAUCUGCCCAAGCAGGAACAUCUCUUCGAUAGCGAAAGUUUUAUUGCCAAUAAUGCUCGGGAUCCACCACGUUAUUUAAUUCAAAUGCAGAACGACUACAUACAAAGUGAAAACGCUGGUGGCGAGCAUCGAUUGCUGGAGGAUCGAAGAGAAAGCGAAGCGUUAAACAUGGACAAACUCACCGAAGAGUUGCCCAGAGCCAUGGAGCACUUCAAUUUGGAUUCAGCAUACAUGAGGAAAAAGCGCGAGAAUAAGAACAGUGAUGACUCCCCCGAGAACUCCAAAGAAACGUAUAUAAAGAAGCUGAUGGACUCUUUUCCGCGGGAUCAGGGUGGCCAGAUCAAUGCCCAUUCGGGGCUGAGGGCGUCCAAUCUCGCCCAUUUGCGCAUCAAGCGAAGUUGAGUUAUUUAUAUUAUACGCUACACUUAAUAAAUGCCAUUGUAUAUUUUUUAAAUGCACCCAUAAAAUGAUAA
This is a messenger RNA of Drosophila erecta, 2116 nucleotides long. RefSeq lists its product as uncharacterized. The record is from RefSeq and is a predicted model, not a curated record. Lineage: Eukaryota; Metazoa; Arthropoda; Insecta; Diptera; Drosophilidae. The transcript has 5 exons. Bases 147 to 2045 code for a protein of 632 amino acids.